This is a messenger RNA of Glycine soja, 1708 nucleotides long. Its product is annotated as hsp70 nucleotide exchange factor fes1-like. The transcript is spliced from 6 exons. Gene Ontology annotation, molecular function: protein binding. The record is from RefSeq and is a predicted model, not a curated record. The coding region runs from base 285 to 1439 and encodes 384 amino acids. NCBI's taxonomy places the organism in Eukaryota, Viridiplantae, Streptophyta, Magnoliopsida, Fabales, Fabaceae.
AUCCGUAGCAAGGCCCAUCAUCACAUCACAACUUCCCAACCCAACCACCCAGAAAAAAACACACAAAAGCCAAAUUUUGACGUUUCCUUUCCUCUUUCUUUCCCUUUUCCUCGUUUCCACGACCCUCUCGAAUUCUUGAGACGUUUCCCGAAUCUUCACUACGCACGUUUCUGAAACUAUAUAAUAUCUAAAAUCCCUUCACUUCCCAUUCCUAAAACCUCUUACAAAAACCGUACAACAAGGUUGUUUUUGUUUUGUUUUGUGUUUUCUCUCUAAUCAUUCGAAUGGCCAAAGAAGGACCUAACUGGGACGGGUUGCUGAAAUGGAGCAUUGCUCACUCCGAUGGGACUAGCCCUACUCGCAAUUUAAGUGAGGAGGAUCGAAAAUGGUUUAUGGAAGCGAUGCAAGCACAGACCAUUGAUGUUGUAAAACGUAUGAAAGAGAUCACACUUGUGAUGCAAACUCCAGAACAAGUAUUGAAAGACCAAGGAGUUACCCCUGCAGACAUUGAAGAUAUGUUGGAAGAGUUGCAAGAGCAUGUUGAGUCGAUUGACAUGGCCAAUGAUCUCCACUCAAUUGGUGGUUUGGUUCCUCUUCUUGGUUACCUAAAGAAUUCUCAUGCCAAUAUUCGAGCAAUGGCUGCUGAUGUUGUGACCACAAUAGUCCAGAAUAAUCCUCGAAGUCAGCAACUUGUUAUGGAAGCAAAUGGCUUUGAACCUCUUAUUUCUAAUUUUAGUUCGGAUCCUGACGUGACUGUUAGAACUAAAGCACUGGGUGCAAUAUCUUCACUAAUUCGGCACAACAAACCAGGCAUUACUGCAUUUCGUUUGGCAAAUGGGUAUGCAGCUUUGAAAGAUGCUCUAGCCUCUGAAAAUGUGAGAUUUCAAAGGAAAGCUCUCAACUUGAUCCAUUACCUGUUGCAUGAGAAUAAUUCAGACUGCAACAUCGUGAACGAGCUUGGGUUUCCUCGAAUGUUGAUGCACCUUGCCUCAAGUGAAGAUUCAGAUGUGAGAGAAGCUGCCCUUCGUGGCCUUCUCCAGCUUGCUCACAAUGCGAAAGAUGGCAAGGAUGGCAAUGAGAAAGACAGUGUGAAAAUAAAGCAACUUCUUCAAGAACGAAUAAACAACAUCAGUUUAAUGUCAGCUGAGGACCUUGGUGUAGUCAGGGAGGAGAGGCAACUUGUGGACUCCCUGUGGAGCACUUGCUUCAACGAGCCGUCUUCUCUUCGAGAGAAAGGUCUUCUAGUGCUUCCGGGGGAGGACGUGCCCCCUCCAGAUGUUGCUAGCAAAUAUUUUGAGCCUCCUCUUAGAUCUUCGACUGCAAAUCCAUCUUCAAAGAAAGACCCAGAAAAGAAUGAGAUCCCUUUGCUUUUAGGGUCAGGACCUUCUCCUACAUACACUAACAACCAAGGUUCAAAUAAAGGAGAUGCUAGUUCAUAGACAGAUGCUAAUAUAUCGAAAGUUUAAAUGCUUUAUGUUCUGUUUUUUAUACCAUGCUUUCUUUCUAUCUUAUCAUACAAUAGUAAUUUCUUUCUUUCACUUAUAGGCUAUGUUUUUAACCCUUUCUUCUGGCCUCAGAUUGGUUUUCCCUAGUAUUUCUAGGAUGAUGAUCUCAUGGUAUGUUACACUGUGACACUAUAACUAGCCCUCCAUUGUAGUUUGUUAAUGUAUGAUUGCAGCGGUGAAUGCCUUCAUUUUUUUGUGCCUUC